Messenger RNA from Nycticebus coucang (slow loris), 1588 nucleotides. RefSeq names its product cation channel sperm associated 4 (gene CATSPER4). Gene Ontology annotation, molecular function: calcium-activated cation channel activity; voltage-gated calcium channel activity. Lineage: Eukaryota; Metazoa; Chordata; Mammalia; Primates; Lorisidae. Gene Ontology annotation, cellular component: CatSper complex; sperm principal piece; acrosomal vesicle. Gene Ontology annotation, biological process: sperm capacitation; sodium ion transport; transmembrane transport. The record is from RefSeq and is a predicted model, not a curated record.
AUGAGUGAUAUACAAAAGACCUGGUGGCAGCAAUGGAGAGGGCAUUCUGGGUUGAGGUGGGGCAGGGCAAAAGAGUACUGUAUGGGGUCUGGAGGGGCAGUGGCUACACUGAAGGGCCCUCCUCUCCCUCUCAGAACCACUCAUGAUCCCUACACUCGGGCAGAGGAACAUGUGCUCAUCAACCGCCAUGACAUCACAAGUAGAAAGGAUGCCUGGGACAUGCAGGAGUUCAUCACUGGCAUGUAUGUCAAGCAGUUGCUCCAGCACCCUGCCUUCCAGCUGCUGCUGGCCGUGCUGCUGGUGAUCAACGCCAUCACUAUUGCUCUCCGCACCAACGCCACCCUUCACCAGCAACACUAUGAGUUGUUCUCUACCAUAGAUGACAUUGUGCUGUCCAUCCUUAUCUGUGAGGUUCUCCUUGGCUGGCUCAAUGGCUUCUGGAUUUUCUGGAAGGACGGCUGGAACAUCCUCAACUUCGUUAUCGUCUUUUUCUUGCUCAUGGGGUUCUUCGUUAAUGAACUCAGUGUCAUCUCUAUCAACUAUACCCUCAGGGCGUUACGUCUGAUACACGUGUGCAUGGCAGUGGAGCCCUUGGCCCGGAUCAUUCGUGUCAUCCUGCAGUCUGUGCCUGACAUGGCCAACAUUAUGGCUCUCAUCCUCUUCUUCAUGCUGGUGUUCUCCGUGUUUGGGGUUACACUUUUUGGUGCGUUCGUGCCCAAGCAUUUCCAGAACAUGCAGGUUGCCCUGUAUACUCUCUUUAUCUGCAUCACCCAGGAUGGCUGGGUGGACAUCUACAGCGAUUUCCAGACGGACCAAAGGGAGUACGCAAUGCAGAUUGGGGGCGCCAUCUACUUUACCAUCUUCAUCACCAUCGGUGCCUUCAUUGGCAUCAACCUAUUCGUCGUCGUGGUGACCACCAAUCUGGAGCAAAUGAUGAAGGCAGGAAAGGAGGAGCGACAGAAUCAACUAAAGUUUAAUGAGAUGGGUUCGGAGGAAGAGAAAGAGAUAGGAACCGAGCUGCCACUGGUGCACUGUCUAGUCGCCCGCUUGGAGAAAGCUGAAGUUCCCCAGGAACCGCUCAUGGGGGGUUUCCUAUCAAACCUCUCUGAAAACACCUGCGACAACUUUUGCUUGGUGCUUGAGGCAAUACAGGAGAACUUGGUGCAAUACAAGGAGAUCCGAGAGGAGCUCAACACGAUCGUGGAGGAGGUGCGCUCCAUCCGCUUCAACCAGGAGCAGGAGGAGGAGAGGCUGCACAAACGCGUGUCCAUGAGCCUGUCGGUCGAGAGUGGGUCCUCCUUGGACAUCCGCAAGAUGUCUCAACAGCAAGACUUGCUCACUGCGCUUGCUAACAUGGAUAAGGUUCAUGAGUCUAACACAAAUGUACUCCUUAACAAACACAAGAACAGCCGCUGAGACGCCGAGAUGGGAGCCAAGAGGCCUGCAUACAUCCAGCCACUGCAUCUUCCUGCAUCCCUAGAAUGGCUUGGCACAGCCUGGCCCAAGUCCAUCCUCUCCCUUACACCUGGGCAGAGGCCAAGGGCUGUGAGGGUGGCAGCGUCUGCUGGGUGAGCCCCAGGUCCAGAGG